CCGUAAAUAGAUCACACGAUGCAGGACAGACGCAUCGUCACGUUACCGGUUGUAAACAAAACGGUGAGUGAACCGCUUUGAAUGGUGGAGGACCGCCUUGUCUUUCUUAUUAUUUCAUUGUACAGGUGAGCGAUGGUGCAGCUGCACGUGAAGCGCGGGGACGAGAGCCAGUUCCUGUACAGCGCCGCCGUGCACGAGCAGCUGGAGACGGUGACCCGGCAGAUCACAGCUGUUUACAACGGGAGACUGAAGGUGGACAGAAUAUGUUCAGAGAUCCCAGAGCUAGCGGACCACGGCGUCACGCUGCCGCCCAACAUGCAGGGGCUGACGGAGGAGCAGAUUGUGGAUCUGAAGCUGAGGGACGAAUGGGAAGACACGUGCGUGCCCAGCGGAGGGCCGGUGUUCAGGAAGGACGAGAUCGGGAGGAGGAACGGACACGCUCCAAAUGAUAAAAUGAAAGAGGUGUUGAUGAGAACAAUGGAGGAGGCAAAGGCACUGAUCUCCAAAAAACAAGUGCAAGCUAACGUCUGUGUCACCAUGGAGAUGGUAAAAGAGGCGCUGGAUCAGCUGAGGGGUGCCGUCAUGAUCGUGUACCCCAUGGGGCUGCCUCCUCACGACCCCAUCAGGAUGGAGUUCGAGGACAAGGAAGACCUGUCAGGAACACAGGCAUCUCUGCAGGUGAUCGCGGAGGACGAGUGCCAGCUCUGGUGGGCCGCCAAGGAGAUGCAGAGGGGGAAGAAACUGCAGGACUACGUGGGCAAAAAUGACAAGACCAAGCUAGUGGUCAAAAUCCAGAAGAAAGGGCAGGGGGCACCAGCGAGGGAGCCGCUGGUCACCGACGAGCAGCAGAAACAGAUGAUGUUGCAUUACCACAGGAGGCAGGAGGAGCUCAAGAAACUGGACGAGGCAGAUGACGACAGCCACCUCGACUCCGAGUGGUCGGACAGACAGGCCCUGAAAAAACAGUUUCAAGGCCUCUCGAACAUCAAAUGGGGGCCAAGAUAAAGACCACCGCCACACGGAUACCCGUCGUUGGUGCUGGUCGCUAACAGCAUCACAUGCAACCAAAUGCCUUAUCACUGUCCUGACAUCUGUUGGUGUUAUUUGAAGUCUUCCAGAGGAUUUUGUAAUGUUCAUAUGACUACUGUUAGGCAGUUUUAGAAGUAUGCUGGCCUUGUUUUUUUUAUGAGUUUCUGGAUGAACAACCAACGUUUAUUUUUAACCAAAUUUGAAAUGUGAAGAAGACAUGCGGACACAAAGGAUGACAGAACAGGUAGUGAAGUCACAUGGAGGCUGAUAUCUUAAUAAACCUGAUUUAUUCUUCAACUUCAA
Scophthalmus maximus (turbot) is the source of this 1332-nucleotide messenger RNA. It is a transcript of the gene cfap298, whose product is annotated as cilia and flagella associated protein 298. NCBI's taxonomy places the organism in Eukaryota, Metazoa, Chordata, Actinopteri, Pleuronectiformes, Scophthalmidae. The transcript is spliced from 8 exons. The record is from RefSeq and is a predicted model, not a curated record. Bases 133 to 1005 code for a protein of 290 amino acids. Gene Ontology annotation, biological process: regulation of cilium movement.